CCUGCUGUAUGUGUUGGCUGCUGUUCCCUGCAUGCUGAGGCUUUGGACAGAUGCAACCUGCCGCUCAAUCGCUGUCGGGACUUUUUUUUGUGUGUGUGGAGAACAGCGUCCGUAUAAUGUCGCAGCUGAGGACGCGCAGCUGAAUGUGAAUAUUGUGGAUCCGCUGGUAGUUAAAAGAAAAGGUGAAAACACACCUUGCAUCCAGCCAUGGGAGGUCAGAUCACCAGAAAUACCCUGUACGAUUCUUUGAACGGGCCUUUUCCUGCCACAUCCCACCGAUGCCACCACAAGCCUAAAAGCUGCCUGCCUGUUCAGCCGUGCAGCAGUAUGUCCUCCUUCCCUCUGCUCUUCCACCCCAGCACCAAGGGCUCGCAGAUUGUCAUGGACAUGUCCCAGAGGACCGUCAAGAGACAGGCCAGCUUCUGUAACGCCAUCACCUUCAGCAACAGACCUAUCGCUGUUUAUGAGCAAGUUCGGCUGAAGAUCACAAAAAAGCAGUGCUGCUGGAGUGGUGCUCUGCGUCUUGGUUUUACAUCCAAAGACCCGUCCAGGAUCAACCCAGACACCUUGCCGAAGUACGCUUGUCCCGAUCUGGUCUCUCAGAGUGGCUUUUGGGCAAAAGCUCUGCCGGAGGAGCUCUCAAAUGAGGGGAACACCAUCUCCUUCUGGGUGGACAAGAAGGGCCGCGUGUUCUACCGAAUCAAUGACUCCAGCCCCAUGCUGUUCUUCAGCGGGGUUCAAGUCUCUGAACCUCUGUGGGCUCUCAUAGAUGUCUAUGGCCUCACCAGGGGGGUCCAGCUGCUAGACAGUGAGAUGGUCCCCCUGGACUGCUUGCGCCCUCGUUCUUUUGCUGCCACCCACCGAGCCUCUAUUCAGCGAAACAGCGAUGACCCUCGUCUUUCCAUCAGCCUGUGUGACCUGAGCCUGCAGCAGCAGGAGAUGCAUCUGGAGGAAGAUGAUGAGGAAGAAGAGCGGCUACAAUCCUUAAGCUCAUCUUCCUGCCAUGUGCCCCAAAACUCUCAAAACUCGCAGCAGUGCUCACUGCUGCCCAGCCAUUUGGACACUGAUCUGCACUUCCACUCAGUGCAUGGCAUCCAUGUUACUGGGCUGGAUAAGCACACGGUGGCGCGGCUGGAUCACCGCGGUGACGAAAGGACCCUGGUGUUCACCAGCCGGCCGCUGCACUGCUCAGAGACUGUCUUUGUGAAGGUGAAAGCCGGUGCCACACGGCCUGGUUCUCUUUCUUACGGCGUGACAUCCUGUGACCCAGCAACCCUGAGGCCCAGUGACCUGCCAUCCAACCCAGAGUCCCUGGUUGACCGCAAGGAAUUCUGGGCAGUGUGUCGGGUGGCGGUGCCACUUCACAGUGGAGAUAUCUUUGGCUUUGUGGUGAAUGCAGAAGGGGAGGUGAUGAUGAGCCAUAACGGCAUCAGUGCAGGGAUGCAGCUGUGUGUAGAUAACUCCAGGCCGCUCUGGAUGUUCUACAGUCUGCACGGUACCAUCACACAACUCAGGAUUUUAGGCUCAUCUCUGCAUCCAGAUCUCCGAGGCCCAUCAGUUCCCAGUUCUCCAUCCUGUACACCCAACACACCCACGAUGCUUUGCAGCGGCAACUCAGAGCCCAACCUAAGCACACCUUUUAACAUCAACCUCAAUUCCAGCCUCAACUCCAACUAUCAAACUCUCUUUUCUUCCUCCGCAGGUACAACGCCGAGCUCUCCGUUCUCCAGCCACCCAGAGUCCCCUACCUUCCCAUCCUGCUCAGGCUCGUGGAGCGACGAAUGCACUAUCUGCUACGAAAAUGUGGUGGACACAGUCCUCUACGCCUGUGGACACAUGUGUCUCUGCUACGCCUGCGGCCUCAAACUCAAGAAGAUGGCCAAUGCGUGCUGCCCCAUCUGCAGGAGGACAAUCAAAGACAUCAUAAAGACCUACCGGAGCACGUAGGCUUGUGUUAGACAAUGUGUUACAUCGUCAGGUUCAGCUCAAGAGGUUGUCAAAGCCAUUUAAGACUUUGUAAAGACGGACACAGCACAUGUGAAAGCCCUGCUUGUUUGUGUGUGCAAUCUGUCUCAGGUACUCUACAGCAGGACAUUAAACUCCAUCAUUUAAACAUUUUAUCUAUGUUACGUCAAAUGCACACGGUUGGUUCCUACCUGUGACGUCUCAGUAAGGACCCAGCAAUGAGAUUCAUCAGAGACCAUUAAGAGAAACAAAAUACUCUAUGUACUAGUGCAGUAACAGAAGAUUGGACCAAACACAUCAAACCUUGACCUACUGUUCUCCAGAGACUGUGUAUCUGUUGAAGAGAAAGAGUAAUCUGAGAAAGCAUCUGACCUACUUCCUGCAGAGAAACCCUUCAUUCUGCUGGUGAUAGCAUUGCUGCUAGCUAGAUGUAGAAGGAGUAAAAUUGUCAGAGCUGUGGGACAAGCAAGGAGAAUAAAUCUGUGGUUUCAUCAGCUGCUUCUCUACUGCUUGUCAAAUAGCAUUCGGUCAAAAGACAGUGUUGAAUCGAUUCUCUGCUAAAUCUGAGAGAAUAGCAACACAAGACAGUUUAACUUUCCUGAAUGUUUCCAAGAUUCCAGAGGCCAGUGAGGAAUGAGUAGAAAUUGUUGGUGAAAUUUUGAAGCAAAAUAAGCCAUUUUUAAUGCAAAUUCUCCUGUAAUGAUACACGAUGAGAAGCCUACAACUCAAGGGUAAAGAACUCCUUAAAGGAACUCUGUUUUGUAACGAAUGAAGCGUUUUGUCGAAUAUCUCACUACCUGCUGCCUGUGAACUUCAGGCAGGGUGAAAUUGUGUGAAGGGUAAGAAUGUGUGAACAUCGUCACCAUAGAAGGUCACGCUUGCGGUGAAUGAGAAUGUAAAUCUAAUCUGUGAAGAGGGAGGAGGCGGAGAGAGGAUGUCGUAUGUUUGGGAUGAAGACAGGGGAGGAAGGGGCACCUUUGCUGUGUGUCUGCACAGUGUUUGAUGCAAAGAGACUGUUUGCUCGUUCAGGCACAGAAGAUACAUCAGAACUUUUAUAUGAAAGCCUGUAAAAUGUGGGAUUUGCAUGGGGUUGCAUGUCCUGCUCCUUGGCAGCGGUCCCCACCAUCUCUGGCUGCUCGGUAAGCCUGGUGGAUGCUGUAAUUUGACAAAACUCAUGCAAAUAAACAUUGGUGGGCAGUGAGGUAUUUUUAAAAUGCUGAAAGAGCACAUACGGAUAACGAAUAAGCAUCUUCAUCAUUUCUAGUAACCCAUGAAACACAAUAAGUUACAGAUGGCUUUGCUUUCUUCAGGUUACACACUUCUCUUUCUUUUGUGUGUACAUUAAAUCAGAACAUGAAUAUUUGCUUUCAGUGAUGACAUAUUUUAGUACACUGUGUCUUCAAUUGAAAAGAAAAUUCACACGUGCAGUCAGUGACGACGAUGUAGCUUGUUAUUGUGGGACUUUGUGAGAAUUUCAUUUGCAUAUCAGUUGCUGAGUGCUGCUCUCCAUCAGUAAAAGCCAAUUCCAAGGACAUUUUCACAUGACUAAUCUCAUACAUUAUGUACUGCUUUUUGCUAAUUAAUACAAGCUAUUUUCAGGUGUUUUUUCCUUUUUUUUAUUUGGCCUUGCUAAAACAUUACUCCUGAUUUUUUUUUUUCCAUAGUGUUGACGCUUGUCAUAUAAUUUUCUGGAGGGAAAAUGAGCAAUUAUGUUGUUUGAGUCACAGUUAUGUUUUAGUACUGGUGUGCCUUUUUAAAAAGAGAAGUCUGGAAAACCUUUGGCUCGUUAGGCUCCUUUCUGUGAGGAGGUUCAUAUUAAUCUUUAAGUCACGCUUAUGUAGUUGUUAUGUCUCUGACGUUAGCAGGUAAAACCACACAACCUACCAGUUCAAAGCUGUUGUGUUUGACUUUGAAGCGAAUGUUUCAGUGUGCUUAAAGGUAUACUAUGCAGGAUGGUUGGUGUUUGUAAACACAGCGUUCAAAGUUGGCCCCUCCUCCCCGAGC
This is a messenger RNA of Thunnus maccoyii (southern bluefin tuna), 3969 nucleotides long. Its product is annotated as E3 ubiquitin-protein ligase NEURL1-like. Bases 208 to 1947 code for a protein of 579 amino acids. Lineage: Eukaryota; Metazoa; Chordata; Actinopteri; Scombriformes; Scombridae. Gene Ontology annotation, molecular function: ubiquitin protein ligase activity. The transcript is spliced from 6 exons. Gene Ontology annotation, biological process: negative regulation of Notch signaling pathway; nervous system development. Gene Ontology annotation, cellular component: plasma membrane; postsynaptic density. The record is from RefSeq and is a predicted model, not a curated record.